Mus caroli (Ryukyu mouse) is the source of this 1292-nucleotide messenger RNA. It is a transcript of the gene Cirbp, whose product is annotated as cold inducible RNA binding protein. The record is from RefSeq and is a predicted model, not a curated record. Gene Ontology annotation, molecular function: RNA binding. NCBI's taxonomy places the organism in Eukaryota, Metazoa, Chordata, Mammalia, Rodentia, Muridae.
UAUCAAGCAGGACUCGGGCGCUCCCCCUCGCACUCGCGCCUUAGGAAGCUUGGGUGUGUGUGGCGCGCUGUCUUCCCGCCCGCGUCAGGGACCUGCCCGACUCAGCGGCUGCCAUGGCAUCAGAUGAAGGCAAGCUUUUCGUGGGAGGACUCAGCUUCGACACGAACGAGCAGGCACUGGAGCAGGUCUUCUCCAAGUAUGGCCAGAUCUCCGAAGUGGUGGUGGUAAAGGACAGGGAGACCCAGCGAUCCCGAGGCUUCGGGUUUGUCACCUUUGAAAAUAUCGAUGACGCUAAGGACGCCAUGAUGGCUAUGAAUGGGAAGUCUGUGGACGGGCGGCAGAUCAGAGUUGACCAAGCUGGCAAGUCUUCUGACAACCGGUCCCGAGGAUACCGGGGUGGCUCUGCUGGAGGCCGGGGCUUUUUCCGUGGGGGACGAAGCCGGGGCCGAGGGUUCUCCAGAGGAGGAGGAGACCGGGGCUAUGGAGGUGGCCGCUUUGAGUCCCGGAGUGGGGGUUAUGGAGGCUCCAGAGACUACUAUGCCAGCCGGAGUCAGGGUGGCAGCUAUGGUUAUCGGAGCUCGGGAGGGUCCUACAGAGACAGCUAUGACAGUUAUGCUACACACAACGAGUAAAAGCCCUCCGCGUCCAGAUCGUCCUUCCAUGGCUGUAAUUAAGAUGGGGGAGCUUCGCUGAUCGUUGUGUAGUGAGCACCUUGUUCCCACUUUUGUAGUCCUUUCCGUUCUGACCCGUCAGCAGCCUGCUUCUGACCCAAGAUGGCCUCGUGACUAGACCUGUUUUUAAGGAAGCGCUGUCUGUUUUUAAGUAUUCUUAAAAACGUUUUGGAAAGCACUUCAGAUUUUACUGUUUACCAUGAGCCAUGGGUUUUUGUUUUUUCUAAAUUGUCGGGUUGUGUGGGUUUUGGUUACUCGUUUUUGUUUUUUCAGGUUUUUUGGUUGUGGAUUUUUUUUUUCUUUUCUUUUUUUGUGUGGUCGCCCCUGAAGUCUGGCGCCCCACCCCUCCUGAGAUGGAAUGGACUCGAUUUGAGCAAGCCAUGGCCCUCCAGCUCCCCAGCCCUGCUGCGGAGUUGCAGCAGGUCCUGCCCAUCGGGCACAUGUCUCAAGCCCGUGGGGAGCAUAGCAGUCCGGGAGGCUGUGAAAAUGUUUAUUUAUAUUGUCCUUUUUUACCGAAGACAUGCAUAUACUCCAUCGAUGUUGUAUUCACAGUGGCUGAGGAAUUCUUGUACGCAGUUUCUUUGGCUUCACGAAGCCGAUUAAAAGACCGUGUGAAAUGAA